AUAAAGCUCUUUUUCAUCUUCGUGUUGUCGAAAUUGCGUUUAUGCCAUCUGCCGUUACACAAGAAAGCUGUUGGAACGCGUAAGCAGUCGAGUGUUCAUACACUGAUUGACAGCGCGCCUUUAAACAAGAAAAAAAAACAAGAUAAGCUAUCCGAAUACUUUAAACUGAUACGACUCAAAAGGUCGUGUCAGAGGUUAAAGCUGCUUGCAGCAGCCAGGAUAGAGUUAUUCUACUGAAUUUAACUUUUGAAGACUGUUGGACAGCAAUCGGGAAAUUCCGGACGCCUGUUUUGGAUACGGUUGCCUUAAAGCGACGACGAACGUUCUACUAGUGUAAAAAAUGAAGGACGCGGAGUAUGAAGCUGUCCAAACAGGCGAUAACCAUGAUGUGAUUAUCCCUAUGACUGCCAACUCAUCACAGAAGAUCACAUAUAGCUGGGAAAACUUGACAGCUUACGUAAAUAUGCCAUCCGGCGGUUGCUUCAGCAGUUUGUGCAAAAAGUCUCCACCAAUCCAGAAAAAAAUACUAGAUAAUGUCAGCGGAGUUAUUCAUCAAGGAGAAUUUUUGGCCAUCAUGGGGGCUAGUGGAGCUGGCAAAACUACACUUUUAAAUUGUUUGACAUACCGUAAUACGGGGAAACUAACUAUUGUUGGAGAUAGGUAUCUAAAUGGUUCUGUGGUCAAUCCUGACUCCUUAGCGCGUAUAUCUAGUUAUAAUCAACAGCACGAUCUUUUUGUUGGAACACUUACUGUAAAGGAGACACUGCACUUUCAGGCGUUACUCAGGAUGGACAAACAUUUGACUUAUGCUGAACGCAUGAAUCGAGUCGAGGAAGUAAUUGCUGAACUAGGGCUUACCAAAUGUGCUGACUCCUUAAUUGGCGAGCCCGAAAGAGCCAUUAAAGGUAUUUCUGGUGGCGAAAAGAAACGACUGGCAUUUGCCACAGAGAUUCUUACCAAUCCCCAGCUAAUAUUUUGUGACGAACCCACUUCGGGUCUGGAUUCUUACAUGGCUCAAAACAUUAUUGAGGUACUUAAGAACUUGGCGUCAAAAGGUAAAGUGGUCGUCUGCACCGUUCAUCAGCCGUCUUCUCAAGUAUUUGCUAUGUUCGACCACAUUUUACUAAUGGCCGAAGGACGAACAGCUUUCAUGGGUCCUACUAACAAAGCUCUUGAUUUCUUCUCAAGUCAGGGUAUGCCGUGCCCACCGAACCAUAACCCCGCUGAUUUUUUCAUUCACGCAUUGGCCUCGAUUCCUGGCCAAGAAGAAGAAACCAAUAAGAAAGUAAAAGAAAUCUGCGAUAAUUUUGAAUCCUCUGAAAUGGGGAAAGACCUGCUCCAGAUGGCGAAAGAUAAUCAGCCAGUUGUAGCGAGUGCAAAUGGUGGGGACACCAUUUCUAGCCCACCAAACCUUCAGUUUAAACGUUCUCCCUAUAAAGCUUCAUGGUCGACGCAGUUCAGCACUGUAUUAUGGAGAUCGUGGACUACAGUUCUCAGAGAGCCCCGUGUUCUUCGCAUGAAGGCUGUCCAAACCAUUUUUGUUGCUGCUUUACUUGCGCUGAUUUAUAAAGGCCAAACAAUAACUGAAGCCGACGAUAUCAUGAAUAUCAAUGGUGCGCUUUUUAUCCUCUUGACCAAUGCUACCUUUCAAAACGUUUACGCCGUUGUCAACGUUUUCGCGUUGGAACAGCCGAUAUUCUUGCGUGAUCACUUCAACGGAAUGUAUCGCACAGACGUUUACGUAAUCUGCAAAAUGUUGGCUGAUUUACCGUUUCAGUUAUUGUACUCAUUUUUAUUCAUCGCCAUACCUUACUAUCCUAUUGGUUUUAAUCCGGACAUCAACAGAUUUCUGAUUACUGUUGCUAUCAUGGUCGUUGUGGCCAGCGUAGCCGCGUCAUUUGGUUACUUCGUGUCUUGCCUAGCGUCGUCUCCAAAGAUUUCAUCUGCCCUAUCUGCUCCAUUGAUUAUUCCUCUGAUGCUGUUCGGAGGAUUUUUUCUUAAUAACGGAUCAGUGCCAAUCUACUUCCAAUGGCUUCGCUACAUUUCUUGGCUUAUGUAUGGUAAUGGAGCUCUAACCAUCACUCAGUGGCAGGGCGUUACGUUUGAUUCUCCAUUAUGCAAUGUAAACGUCACCGUUGCUGGUCAAACAUGUACUGGAGAGGACGUCCUGGAUAGUCUCAACUUUGAACCGACAUACUUUUAUCGUGACAUUGGGUGCUUAUUCGCCCUGAUGUUCGGUUUUAGAUUCGUAGCUUAUCUAGCACUGCUCAAGAAAACGUCACGUUAAACCUGCAGCGUUAUAGAAACUUCCGAGUUGGUGUGUCAAGGAAAGCAUAAUUGCUUCAUUUAAUGAUUUUGAAUCCUAUAAUUUUUUAAAUAAUCCAAUAAACUCAGCGCGCCUUUUAAGUUCCAA
This is a messenger RNA of Daphnia carinata, 2413 nucleotides long. RefSeq names its product protein white-like. The record is from RefSeq and is a predicted model, not a curated record. The transcript has 14 exons. The coding region runs from base 341 to 2287 and encodes 648 amino acids. Lineage: Eukaryota; Metazoa; Arthropoda; Branchiopoda; Diplostraca; Daphniidae. Gene Ontology annotation, molecular function: ATP binding; ABC-type transporter activity; ATP hydrolysis activity. Gene Ontology annotation, cellular component: plasma membrane.